Molecule: messenger RNA, 3029 nt
Organism: Prunus avium (sweet cherry)
Lineage: Eukaryota; Viridiplantae; Streptophyta; Magnoliopsida; Rosales; Rosaceae
Product: S-linalool synthase-like
Biological process (GO): diterpenoid biosynthetic process
Molecular function (GO): magnesium ion binding; terpene synthase activity
Source: RefSeq, a predicted model, not a curated record
AUGGAUUUGCAAGAAUCUUCAGUUAAGAAUCUUGUAACGAAGGUUAAACAAGAUCUCUUAGCGUCAUCAAAAGUUGAUGUUUAUUCUCUUGUGCCUCCUUCUCCUUAUGACACUGCUUGGCUCUCAAUGGUUUCCAACCCUCAUCAAUCAGAUCAACCAUUGUUUCAGGGGUGCUUGAAUUGGGUGCUCCAACACCAAAAUAGAGGAGGCUCCUGGGGUGAGAAUAUUGCUCAUCCCACCAUAGAGUGCCUCACUUCAACUCUUGCUUGCAUUGUUGCACUUACCACAUGGAAUGUUGGCCAUGAUGCCAUUCAGAAAGGGUUGGCAUUCAUCCAUGCAAACACAGAGAAGCUCUUGGAAGAGCAGAACGGUUCUUUUCUUGAGUGGUUUGCAAUAGUUUUCCCCGCAAUGAUUGAACUUGCAGAAACCAAAGGCCUACAUGUUUACUUUUCUAAUGGGUCAGCAGCGCUGGUAGAACAAGUCUUCCUGGAGAGACAACAAAUAUUCAAAACGAAGAGCUGGGUGUCUGGUUGUGAUCAGCAACAGUAUUAUCCAGCACGCAUGUUAAAAUAUCUUGAGGACGGGUUAAUCCAAUCCCCAUCAGCCAUUGCAUAUGCUUUCAUGAAGACAGGAAACAAGGAGUUUUUGGUGAAAUUGAAUUCUAUUGUCCAAACAUGUGGCUAUGGAGUUCCUGCGGUCCCCUUUGAUGAAGACCUUGUAAAGAUUCUUCUAAUUAACCAAAUUGAGAGGCUGGGGCUGGCGGAGCAUUUCAUGGAGGAGAUUACAAGUCUGCUGGGCCAAGUUUACAGAAGUUACAUCAGCUGCGAAGAACCAAAGAGUAUGGCAAAGCAUGCGUUGCCACUACAACUCUAUACACAUUCUCUCGCAUUUCGACUUCUAAGACUACAUGGUUAUAGAGUUUCUCCUGAGAAGUUCUGCAGGUUCCUCGAGGAUGAAGAUAUAGUGGCGUACAUAGAAGAGCAUCAUGAGCCUUUUUUGAGUGCCAUGUAUAACGUAUACAGGGCAACUGAUGUUACUUUUAUAAGAGAAAAUCAGCUUAAGGAUGCCAGGGCAUUCUCAAGAAGAAUACUACAAAAGGAAACAAUAAAAGACUCUACAAAUUUGCAAGAACAGAUUAAGCAUGAACUUAGUAUCCCAUGGCUUGCACGGUUGGAUCAUCUAGAGCACAGGAGGUGCAUUGAGUGGAAAGAAACUCUUGGUCCAUGGACAGGAAAUGCCUUAUCUUAUAGAUUACUAUCAUGUCAAAGCAAUGCCACGCUGCUACAACUUGCCAUUGAGAAUUAUACACUGAGACAGUCCGUAUUCAGAAAUGAAUUGAAGGAGUUAGAAAGGUGGUCAAAGGACAUGGGUCUUGCUGACAUGGGGUUUGCUCGACAGAAAACUACAUACUGCUAUUUUGCAGUUGCUUCAACAGCAUCGAACUCUUCCCUUUCAGAUGUACGGCUGGCACUUGUGAAAGGUGCAAUUCUUGUUACAGUUGCUGAUGAUUUUUUUGACAGGGAAGGUUCAAUGGAUGAAUUGGAUGCUCUUGCCAAUGCCAUCAACAGAUGGGAGCCAAAAGGCCUGACUGGACAUGGCAAAACUAUAUUCAAUGCUCUCAAAGACCUUGUUGAUGACAUUUCUGGGCAAUUCUUCAAUAAAAAUGGAUAUGACAUAAAGGCAUAUCUCCAGGAUCUAUGGUGCCAAACAAUUGCAAGCUGGUUAAAGGAAGCUGACUGGAGCCGAAAUGGGCAUGCCCCAUCAACAGUUGAGUACCUCCAAGUGGCCACAAGCUCUAUUGCUUCACAGACCAUUCUUCUUCCAGCUGCUUUUCUGCUUAAUCCACCUCCAGAAAUAGACAUCCUCAAGUGCCCUCAAAGGCAGACACUUACAAAUUCACUUAUGCUUUUGACAAGGCUUUUGAAUGACAUUAGAAGCUACCAGAGGGAGCAAGAGGAGGGAAAGCCAAACCUUGUUCUGCUACACAUGAAGGAAAAUCCAAAUUUGGGGGUUGAAGAAUCAAUAGCAAUUGUACAGAAGACAUUGGAUGAAAAGAAGAAAGAGUUUCAAGAACUGGCUCUGAGUAGUAAUGAAAUGCCAGAAGAAUGCAAACAACUUCACCUUCACUGCCUCAAAGCAUUUCAGAUGUUUUUCAAUUCUACAAAUGCAUUUGACUCCCCAACAGAGUUGCUUGCUGACAUCAACAAAGCAAUUUUUGAUCCCUUGAGAGUGGAAGAUGUGCAAGGAUCAUUUAUGCCACUCAACUCUAUGCAAGGCAUUCUUGGUUUGAAGAAGGAUAAAAGUUUGGCUAUCCAUGGCAAAUCCCAUUACAGCUCUUCUAAGCCCUGUAAUGGGAUUUUUGAGAGCACUUGUGCUAUCAAAGUCCAAGGGAACUCAAGGAAAGACUUGGUGACCAAGCCUUAUUCUAGAAUCUUAUCAGUAAAGAUGAGAAACCCAAUUAUUUAUACAACCUUUUCAAAGCCCAAAGCUUACAUCUAAAGCUUCCUUUUAUGUGGGUUCCUUUCUUUAAUUUAUGUGUUUCCUUUCAAAAGCCUUUUCUCUGCAUUUUCAAAUGUUGACCCAGAGAUCCUCUACUUCUCCCUAUGAACUUCCAUUCCCUUUGUUCUACAUCCCUUGCAUCUCCCUCAUCUCUCUUUCCUCUCAUCCCUCCACUCCUCCGUCGACCCGUGUCUCUCCCCCACAAAAUCUCAAAACCAAAAGUCCUCUACCCCUAAAAGUUACUUGGUUUGCCAUUGGAUUGCUACAACUGUGUUUUACUCCAACAACUCAUUCUCAGAUGUAACACUUCGAUCUGCACUUGUGGGCUCUGUAAAUCAAUGGUCAAUUUUGACUACUACUUGAUAGAUCGCUUGAGUAUGAUGCAUGGUGGCUUGCUCCCCCACAUCCACACUCUACAGAUCUCCUCUCUUGGUUCUCCUAGACCUCCCUCUUGUUGUGGCAGGGCGGCGUAUCUGGUGGUGAUGACGGCUGGCUUAGUUUAGGGUUAGAUUUUAGAGUUUUGGUAAUUU